Chaetomium strumarium is the source of this 1142-nucleotide messenger RNA. RefSeq names its product ribosomal protein L14-domain-containing protein. Gene Ontology annotation, biological process: translation; ribosomal large subunit biogenesis. The record is from RefSeq and is a predicted model, not a curated record. Lineage: Eukaryota; Fungi; Ascomycota; Sordariomycetes; Sordariales; Chaetomiaceae. The transcript has 2 exons. Gene Ontology annotation, molecular function: structural constituent of ribosome; RNA binding. Gene Ontology annotation, cellular component: cytosolic large ribosomal subunit; ribosome. Bases 297 to 725 code for a protein of 142 amino acids.
AAGGCGGUCGGAACCGGCACCAGCGGUUCCGCAAAUUUUGGUCGAGCCCUGCCAAUUACCAAGGCGCGCACAAAAAUUGGUCUCGAUAUCGGCGAACGGCAACGACACGGAUUCUUUGACGGCGAGCAACAGCAUCAAAGGUGCGUUGAGCAUUUCCCACAUACCUUCUUGUAAUCUGAAUCGGCCGACUAUCGUUCUCCUUCUUGCCUCUUCGUCCUUGCACGACUUCAGCUUCGCCGCUACCUUACUGGAUCGUCGUCACUAACACGAUCGCCCACAUCAGAACGUCGACCAAAAUGGCAUCGAUCGAGAUUGGAGCGACAAGCUGGCGUCGCAUCGAGGUUGGCCGCGUGCUCAAGCUCGAGAGCGGCAGCCUCGCCACUAUUGUCGAGAUCAUCGAUCACAAGCGCGCUCUCGUCGAUGGCCCCUCAUCAGACCCCAAGCUCGCGACCCCCCGGGGCAUCGUCCAGUUCUCGCGGGCUCUGCUCACCCCCAUUGUGAUCGAGAAGCUUCCCCGCGGCGCGCGGACGGGUGCCGUCAAGAAGGCGUGGGAGGCUGCCGGAGUUGAUGCCAAGUGGAAGGAAAGCAACUGGGCCAAGAAGCAGCUCCAGCAGGAGCGCCGUCAGUCGCUCACCGACUUCGAUCGGUUCAAGGUUAUGCGGUUGAAGAAGCAGAGGAGGUUUGAGGAGCGCAAGGCUCUCGCCAAGAUCAAGGCUGCCGCAUAAGGCGGGGGUUCGGUGCUUUAGAGGGAUAGCGUCUGGUUCGACAUGGCUUUUCUUGGGGAGGAAGGUAUUCUGGAACGGUCUGCAUGAACAUCAGCAAUUGGGCUGCUGGGGUAUCUCUUUGCGUCGCUUUCGGAAGACCUGUAUGUCACAUCAUCAAAGGUGACUGGCGUCAUAUGGAACAUGCGAUAUUGAGCCAAAAACAACAAAAGACCCAACGGACCAUGGCGCCGCCAUAGUGGCGCAGGUCUGUGAGAUAUCAGAAUCAGAAACCCCGGGAAUGCCGUGACGGCAAUGCUUCUGCUCUAUCUUCUUGGGAUUCCAAGAACCCUCAUGGCCCUGCUCAGUGCUGUGAAUCACUGCAUACGUAUGAUCUCAGUCAAGGUACCUUACGUACUCAAUAAGACACUUGAUUGAUGA